Molecule: messenger RNA, 1746 nt
Organism: Ricinus communis (castor bean)
Lineage: Eukaryota; Viridiplantae; Streptophyta; Magnoliopsida; Malpighiales; Euphorbiaceae
Exons: 1
Coding region: 81-1514 (477 amino acids)
Source: RefSeq, a predicted model, not a curated record
GCCCUUCCACCCUCACUUCUCACUUGCAGAAAUCCCAUACAAAAAUCGAGCGGGAAAUAGAGAGAGCAACUGCAAACAAAAUGCCUUGUGCUCCUCCAUCUCCAGUUUUGCUCUCAAAAUGCACUGUUUUUCCUGAUCAGAAAUCCACCAUGGAAGACCUCAAACUUUCUGUCUCUGACCUCCCCAUGCUUUCUUGUCACUAUAUCCAAAAGGGUGGCCUCUUUACCCGCCCUUCUAUCCCCAUUGAAUCUCUUGUUUCUCUCCUGCGACGUUCCCUUUCUCAAACACUUUCUCACUUCCCUCCACUCGCAGGUCGCUUGAAAACCGACUCUGAUGGGUAUGUUUACAUAACCUGUAACGAUGCAGGCGUAGAUUUCAUUCAUGCCAGUGCUACCCAUAUCUUCAUUCGUGACGUUUUGUCCCCAGUUCAUGUCCCCGAGUGUGUCAAGGGCUUCUUUGCUUUUGACCGGAUGGUCAGUUACAAUGGGCAUCACAGCCCAAUCCUGGCAGUUCAGGUCACAGAAUUAGGCGACGGUGUUUUCAUUGGGUGUGCAGUUAAUCACUCGGUCACUGAUGGAACUUCCUUCUGGAAUUUCUUUAACACUUUCGCUGAAUUAUCAAGAGGAAUCAAGAAAAUCACAAAAGUCCCUGAUUUUACAAGAGACUCUAUGUUAAUAUCACCGGCGGUGCUAAAACUUCCCGAAGGCGGACCAAAGGUGACUUUCAAUGAGAAUGAGCCAUUAAGUGAAAGAAUCUUUAGCUUUAGCAGAGAAGCAAUCUUGAAGCUAAAAGCCAAAGCUAACAACAAGAAAUGGAUUGAUAAUUCAGUCGAAUUAAUGGGUAAGCAAAUUAAUGAUCCAUAUAUUAACAACAACAAUGGAAAGAUGACGAUCAUGAGUUCAAUUCUCGAAACUCUUUUAAAAAACGCCGUCGUUUCAAAACAGCAAGAGCCAGAGAUUUCAUCGUUUCAAUCUUUAUGUGCGUUGUUAUGGAGAGCAGUGACACGUGCAAGGAAGCUAAGUCCGACAAAAACGACGACGUUUAGAAUGGCAGUGAACUGCAGGCCAAGAUUGAACCCGAAGUUGGACCCGUUAUACUUUGGGAACGCAAUUCAAAGCAUACCAACAUACGCAUCAUCCGGUGACGUUUUGUCUAGGGAUUUGCGAUGGUGUGCUGAGCUGUUAAAUAAAAAUGUGAUGGCUCAUAACGACAGUACGGUACGUCGUUUCGUAGAGGAAUGGGAAGAGAAUCCCCGGUGUUUCCCGUUAGGGAACUUUGACGGUGCAUCAAUGACAAUGGGUAGCUCACCUAGAUUUCCAAUGUACGAUAACGAUUUUGGGUGGGGCCGACCUUUGGCGGUAAGGAGCGGUAGGGCCAAUAAGUUCGACGGUAAGAUCUCCGCUUUUCCGGGAAGAGAAGGCGGCGGUAGUGUGGAUCUUGAGGUUGUCUUGAAGCCUGAAACAAUGGCUCUGAUCGAGUCUGAUUAUGAGUUCAUUCAAUAUGUUUCUAGCUAAAAGUCAUUGGGUUUAACGGCGGUGAUGGUGCUAAUGUCUCUUUUCCUUUUUUUAAUUUUGGAUUUAGCCUUUUGUUUCUUCCUUGAGGGCUAGGUGGGACCUGGAGUUUGAAUGGUGCUAAUUGAUAUGGGUGGCAAGAGAUGAGGAUAAGAAGAGGAUGUUUUCAUAUUCUGUAAUUUUGUGACAUAUUAUUAUUAUUAUUAGUAAGUAAUGUACUUUUAUGUUAACCUUU